AUGUCGUCGAGGCCCCGUCUGCGCCGCAAGAUUUGGGGCCCUGCAGAUGUCCUUCUCCUCCUGGUCACGACUGUACUGGCCCUGAGUCACGUCUGGUCCUUGUCGCCGUUUUCCACCUCUUACCGACAAGCAAGAGACAUCUUCAGACUUACGAGCUUACCCAUAGGAGCUCCAUCUGCUUCACUUCGCAGUAGGACAAGCACACUUACUCCUCACGAUCUUGGACUGCAGAGCUUCGCUGCUAUGGCAGAUCAUGAAGAUCCCAACGACGGCGAUGCGAUCGAGCGACUGCUGCACCGAUUAAGCAGUAUGGCCGGUAGACAAACGUACCUGCUGCUUGGGCCGGUCCCCCUCUUGGAGUGUCAUUACUGCAAGCAGCCCUUGGAUCUGACCUUGUACGCCCUAGUCAGGGUGCUCACAGACUAUGCAAUACACUUCUUGGCUUUAGGCUUCCUUACGUGCUCUUCUGCCUCAAUGAACAGGAUAGAUCAAGGCUUCGCUCCUCUAUGGAGACCGCAUCCGAUCGAAGCCUCGAGGCCCGUGCUGUCGGCAUCAAGACUCAAUUCACGACACUGGAGGGGGCCAGCAACGGUGUUACUCUCGCUACUCGUCAGCUUGGAGAGCGCCGUCACCUUUGGCCUGCUGGGGUGGGAGGAACGGCAGACCAGCUGGUGGAAUCAUUGGCAUCACAAUGUGUUCUUAGUGCGGCACAUCUUUCUGCUGAUUCUCGUGGCUCUGAUCUACCUUUACCCGACCACCACCAAUCCCCGCGGCUCAGGUUCUCUACGGAUUGCAACGGCGCUGGGAGCCACUCGCGAUGCUCUGACUCGCACCACUUCGAACGUUGCUUUGGUUCGGGCGGGCAGAGAUGCGGUAUGGCAGGACACUCCCUUACGCUCGAAAGUCGUAGAUUAUUACGCUACGCAAGACAGCGACGUGGGGGAAGAGGUACUCGCUGAAGCAGCGCGAAGAGGUGUCCUGAAACCUGGCGCUCGGACGCAAGCAUCAGGCCUGGUACUGACGAAAGUAGAAGAAUUAGCUAGGUCUGCACCAGCGAGUGACACAGAAAAGUAG
Messenger RNA from Microstroma glucosiphilum, 1074 nucleotides. RefSeq lists its product as hypothetical. NCBI's taxonomy places the organism in Eukaryota, Fungi, Basidiomycota, Exobasidiomycetes, Microstromatales, Microstromataceae. The coding region runs from base 1 to 1074 and encodes 357 amino acids. The transcript is spliced from 3 exons. The record is from RefSeq and is a predicted model, not a curated record.